UAUGUUAUACGAAGAAGUUCGCGGUAUAAUCCAUGUAUACGGGCCUGCAAUUCUGAAUGUAAGCGUCUUUUUGAUGUGACUCGAAAUGCGAACUAAAUUGUGUUUUCAGAACGUAUACAAUAGGCAGGCAGAAGCCGCAUGAGUGAAAGGGUAAUGACGCGCAGAGGAGGUGAUCAUCACAGUGUUUUUUUAACAAAUGGCUCUAUCCGAGGUGCACGAUGUAGCUACGAUUAUUAGCAACAAUUGUUUCAGUGUUGACAAGAUGAAUUUGGAAGAUGAGGACAAUCAAGAUUUAAACAAUUCCAUGGUCAAUGAUUUAGUUUCCAAAAUUCUCGAUGAUGACUCUACCAUCAUCGAUCAUACUUAUAACAAUAGCUAUAAUAGCAAUUUUCCGUUUUUAUCAUUACCUCAUUUUUGCAAUGUCAAUAGAAUGGAGGAUAAUUUAAAAAUUCCCCAAAAUGAUGCAAUUGAUUGUAAUGAUCAUUAUCCACUGAACAAAUUGAUGAACAAUAGUUGUAACUCAAAUAUAAUUGAUCAAAAUUCUAGUAAUCUUUGUCAAGAGUUAAGAACAUUAAGUCUGAAUGGAUGCAUGGAACAACCUAUUAUAUCAGCAGAUCAAAGAAAUUUAUAUAGUAGUGGAAUGUUAAGAAGCGGAUAUACUAAUAAUUCUCAUCAAUUUGCUGCACACUCUACCAAUGAAAGUUGCUGUAGUAUAACUAAUCCAUCAGUUUGUAAUGCUUUACUGACAACAGCAGAUGAAAUAAAUUAUACAAAACAGUCUUCUAGUUGGCCAGAAACUUUAAUGACUCCAGUAACUACACAAGAUACGCUCACAAAUUAUCAACGGAUUCGAACAUCUAUUGAUUCAGAUUUAAAUUUUAAUGAUGCUUUAAAUUUAGCCUCAGAAUCACCAAAUUUGACUGUUAUGAAUGAAGCAGUAUACUAUAAUAGCUUUAGAUCAAGUGCACCUUUAAAUUUACACGAUAAUCCUACAGUUGCGUCUCAUGAUUUGUACAAUAUGACUGGAAAUAAUCAAACUUAUAGACCAAAUUCAACAAUGAUAAAUCUUAACACGGAUGCUUCUUUUGGAACAAGUUCUCCACUGCAGCAUUUCACUUCUAGUGAUAUAACUCUGCAGAAUUGUUUUGGAAAUAAUACUCAACACAAUGGUAUUGCAGAGUACAAAGAUUUAUACGAACCUAUUAGAUUAAGUACCGGAAAUGUUACUAUGAAUAAUGAACAAGUUUGCUUACUACAGCAGCAAACAUCUAAUUAUCAAAUAGAUCGAUCUGUGGACCAAAACCAUAAGCAUCCAAUUGACUGUUUUCCUUGUACUAAUGAAUGUGCUGUGCCAUCUAUUAAUGAUUUAGACACAAAUGAGAAUAUUUGCAUUAGUAGCAAUUAUGACCAUAGAACUGAUAAUAAUUUAUUAAAGAUUAUAAAUACUAAGCCAAAGACUAUGGAGACAAAAAUGUACUCCUCUAUCGGUUUUCCAAAAAAUAUAAGCCCGCGAGAUGAAAAUGAGGCAAUAGUUAAAUAUGAUUAUCAUAAUUAUCAACAUAAUGUUACAAAAAAUGUGGAGAACUUGAAAACACUGUCGCAAAACUUUACGCCGUAUCACAAGGAUUUAAAGCAAUCUCAUACUAAUCCUGCAUAUAAAAUGCAGUCAUGUGGUUCAUCUGAUAAAGUGGCUUUUACAUCAAGAAAUCGUUUGACCAAUAAGAUUAAUGAAUCUGCUCUUGGAAGAGAUGUUUUCAAUUAUGUCAUAAAACAACAUCAAAUGCCAAGUGUUCAAAAUAUAUCUAGUAUUCCACCACCUGAUCUAAUGUUUAAUUCAACUUUAAUACCAAAUAUGACUGCUGGAAGACCUGGAUUAUUCUCUCCAAUGAUGCCAGUUCCUGUUCCACUUCCUAUUCCACCUAUUUACUCAAUGUUAUAUGGUGGAGGACUCAAUCUUAAAGGCAGUAAUACUAUAGCAAGACGCACAGGUCCAUCAAGUAUAUUGCAUCUUAGAUUAGAACAAACUUAUGAACAAUUUAAACAAUUAGAAAAAGAAAGGAAGAAAUGUGAGGCUGGAUUGGCUGCACAGUUUCCUGGAAAAAGAGUAACCAGUGCAAAUAAUAUACCUAUUCCACGACUGCAAGGAAAUCCAUCAAGAGUAGAUCGAUUAAUUAUUGAUUAUCUACGAGAACAUGCCCGGGUGAUCACAUUAAUAGCAAAAAUGGAAUGCUUGCGUGGAAGUUCAAUGAAUCAACGUAUACACAAGGCAAUGCAGUAUUGGCUAGAAGCAAUCAAAUUUGUUCAAGACUGUCGAAAGCAGGAGAUCGCGAAUGCUACCAAACGUCAAAAAGAAAAUCCUCAUUGCAUUCUCGUCUAUAAUGAUAAUGAUAUAUUAACUCUGGCCAACAGUGUUCAUGAAUUGACAAAGGCAUCUCGUUAUGCAAGAAGUGGUAUGUACAAUGCAAUGCAAGCCACGUUGCUGUGCGAUUUGGAUUUAGAGAAGAAAAUCGUUGAGACUUCUGAUGAUCCAGUUCUUGUGAUAAAGCGUAUUGAAAAUCAGAAAACUGCUGGGAUCAGCAACCUUUCUAAUAAUAAUUAAAAAGUUCAUGAAGAUUCUUGCUUGUACAUUGGUUGAUAACAGCUUUUUAUGUAUUUGGCGUUCACAAACAUUUUUCAGUGGCUUCUAGAAAUGUUUUCAAUAACCUUCUCUUUAAAACUUAGAAUGGCACUACAUACAAAAGCUACUUGGAGAGAAUUAUGUGUGUUAGCUUAAAUGAGAAAAUAUUUCCACUUUUAUUAGUUCACAUCUGUGAAAGCUAAGUCUACUAACUUUUUACAAGUUAUUUGUAUAACUCCAUAGUUUUCUAAUGUGUAUUCAAUACUUAAAAUCUUAUAACAUAAAGGGUGUUUAUGGAGUAUUUUGAUGUGCACAAUUUAAGGUUCGAGUGUACGUCACAUAAUUGUAUGUAACUUUGCUUAUUUGAUGGUACUAUAGAAAGCAAAAUGAACAAAUGCCAAUUUUCUUUAUUCAUCAUAGCUGAGACCAUGUAUUUAUUUUCUAAAUUUAUCGAAUUUUUUAAUUCAUACAAAAAAAUUUUUCCUAUGUAAGCAUCUGAAAUGAUCAUUGAUUGAGUUACUCAGUUGCGCCAUAGGAUAAAUAAUCUAGGCUACAUUUUAUCGAUAUUGAUUUAGAUAAUAGGAAAUAAUAUUUUAGACUAGUUCAAUGUGGCCUUCCUUAAAUAUAUGACCCAGAUGUGUGUCAAGUAGACAAUUCCUUCGAAACUUUAGGCGAUAUUAUAUAUUCUCCAAUACUUUAAAAGUUUAAUAUUUGUAAAGGUGCAAUCGGAUUCGUUUCGAUAUAUGCAACAUUUUUGUUGUCUUUAAUAUAUAAUUCAAAUGCUAACAAUUGUACUAUGUGCAUUAUUCACUGCAGUACAUAUACUUAAGACACAUUGGUUGCAUAUAAGAUUAAUGCGCAAAUUAGGUACAGAGUAUUCACCGAUAAACGCACAAUCACAUAACAUUUAUGUACACAUGCUAAACUUUUCAUAUAUCGUCCAUUUACACAUAUCUGUGUGCAUAGAUGUAACAUAAUCUCGUGAGUGUGCAUAAUAACAACGACAUGAUAUUUCUGACAAGCAGAGAUAUCUUAGUAAAUUAGUAAUAUAGUAAUUAUAGUACAUUGAAGAGAAAAAAAUAUAUAUAUAUACAAUAGCGACACAUUGUGUUGGCUUCUUUGAUGCCAGUUGUUGGGUCUGUGUGAUCUUAAAACUGCCUCGAGCAUCUGAUUGGUGUUAUGAGAAUACUUGAAUAAUUUAAUUGAAACAUUGUACUUGGUAAUGCUAUGAAAUGACCUAACCACUGCUGCCUAAUAUAGUAUAAAGCAUAUUACAUAUAUUAACAAAAUAGGGUUUGUGAGAUAAUAACGACAGUUUUAGAUAUAUCAUUCUUUUAUAGAUAAUAUAUGUAGUUCAAUACUUGCAAAAUGUAAUACAUUUAUAGUGAUGUGUAUGCUUUGUUUUGUUCUGUGAGGUACUUAGUACAAGGAUUCUAGAAAUAGAGUAAAGUUUUCUCCUUUAAGAGCACACUUUUUGAAAGAUAUUAGACAUGUUUGAAUAUAUCCUCUUUAAGGAUUUAGUGUGGGAUAUUAACACGUUUUGAAAAAUAAUGUAUUUGUAAUUCAGGAAUUUUCUGCAUUUACUCCAUCUUUAAGAAUAAGAGAAUAAUGAAUUCCUUAGAUCUCCUAGAACAUUAGAAUGUAGAAUGGGGUUUUUUCAAAGCUAUAGAAGAUACAGUUGUAUCUUCUUUCUACUAAUAUCACAUCCGCCCAUUAUUAAAUGCAGAUUCACUCAGAUACGACAUUGAAAUAUGGAAGCCUAGGCAUGCUUUAAAUCACUAUUGUCCGUGUCGCUACUGUAUAUCAUUUUACAUCAUGACUUUAGGAAAGUAUAAAUUUAAUCGAUUAUAUUAUAAUGCUUCAUGAAAGCAAUUAUUUUUCACGUUAUAUAUUAUUAUCAGUUUUACUUCGUGUUAAGUGACCACUAGUAUUCAAGACUUUAUAUCUCUUAGCAAACUUGCUACGCUUAUUCGUGGUUAACUUUAACCAGGGAUGUGAGGUCAAUAGGAUUUCACUGCCCGAACAUAUUUAUGCACAAAUUUAAAAAAUUAUAAUUGUAAAAUGGAAGUUUAUGUUAAGUUGAUAAAUCUUACAUUUAUUUUAUUUAGAUUUCCUAUGGCCUCAUAAUUCUAGCUAAUCGCACACAAACGGCAAUGCUAUUUUUGUACAACUAUGUUUAACAAUUUUAUGAAUAUCUAAAUGUUGGGGCCAAUCAGAUUGUAUUUCUGUAAAAGCUAAUUAUCACAUCCCCAGUUAAGGUUUAAUCUGUAUAAGAAAAUACUUAUCAUUCGGGAGCAUGCAUUAUUUGUGUAUUUGUAUAUAAUUGCAAGGAUUUCUAAAGCAAUUGUAAAAAAAUAUAUAUGUCGAUAGAUAUGUCUUCGGUAGUGCGUAUAGUAUGAUUGAGUGGUCGUUCCAAAUGUUGAAAGUUGUGUUUUAGUUUUUCAAAUAUAUAUAAUCAGGGAUCUUCUUUUAUUAAUUUAUAUUAAUAUUUCUUAUAAUAUGACCUUAUAUAUAUAUCGACGUAAUUGCUGGCUGUUCAUCCCUUGUCCAAGAAAUACUUGUAAAUGUGUCAAUUUUGACAUUAACUCCGAUAAAAACGUUGCAAUAUUACAAUAUUAGACUGUAUCGCAUUAGUUUACGUAAUAAUAUAUUACCUCAAAACUUGCCAUGAAACAAGUCUUCUUUUCAGUGUAAGCUGUCAUAAGGGACAUGAGUUGAACAUCCAGUAUGUUAACACAUGUGAUAAUGUUAAAUAAUUUAUGCUCUACGUUAAUUCAAACUAACCGGAAAUAAUGAGAAAGUAGUGAAUAAUUAAACAUUAAAUUGAAUAUCAAUCGUGAUAGGAAACGCGCGCGAUGUGCGAACUAUAAUUAUUAUAAAAUUAUUGAUACUUUUGAUUGGUGUGUUUGUUUCUUUUUCUUUUUUUUUUUCUUUAGCUUAUUAUACGAAGUUAACAUUGUAAAAAAAAAAACACAGGUCUAUAUAAAUUUUACAAUUUUUGGUAAAUUUCUUGUUUUCCUAUAUAUUUGUUUAUAUUUAUUUCAGUAUAAAAAAAAAGUAAAAUUUAAUUAAAAAACAAAGUGCACGCAUUUCUCUAAAGCAUAUACAUACGUGCUUGUAAGAGUCACAAUAUUGCAUUAUACAUUUGUAUGGCGAUUGAUUCCAUUAUUGUCAUACUUUAUACUAAUGGUUGCUUUUCUUAUUGAUUUUACGAUGUAGGUACAUACAUACGUACGUUAUACGGUUUAUGGUAUCAAAGGAAAGAAAGAAAAAAAGAGAGCAAAAAAAGAAGUGUUAUGCAAUAUAUAGUAUUUAUCUCAUCAGAUCUCUUUCACAAUAUGAAUAGACAUUAAAAUUUAUUGUAUUUACGGGACAAGGAUAAUAUAUACAAGGAAGAAUAUGAGCGUAUGAUUAUGAAAAUUAUUUAGUAUAUUUUCAUUUUGAAAUAUUUUCACAUUUCGAUUUGAAUUAUAUAAAAAUUGGCAAGCACGAAAAAAGUAAGUAUAUUUCUUUUUGGAAAGAAAAAAAGAAUAAUUCUCUUUUACGUAGCGUAAUAAAAUUUUAAGUAUAGCGUGUGUGAGUGUGACAAAAUAUGCUUUUUAAUAGCUCCAAUGAUUUAUUGCAUUUUCAUAAUCAUUUGCUCAUACAAGGACGCACACUCCACGGGCACGGCUUUCGUUCCGUCGUUGAGUAGGACAAAAAAGAUAUUAAUAAUAUCGCGUAUUCAUUUUUGAUACGAUAUAUUACGAUCAAUGAUAAAGGAUCAUCUCUCGUUGAUCAAGGAGGGGAAAAACUUCAUAUAAUAAGGUGCCUACGAUAAACGGAAAUAUCUAAAUGUGCGAUUUCAGAUUUACGUCCUUUUCCAAAAAAAAAAGAAAGAAAGAAAGAUAAAUUCUAUUCACGGUUCUGAUUAGAGACAAUUUAUCGAUCGAACGCUCGAAAUCUUUAUGGGAAUUACUUUAAUCAUAAAUAAUUCAUCGUUAUCUUAGCGAACGUAUAAUGUAUAUUUCUCGGCCUAUUUUUCUAGUUGUAAUAAUCACGAACGAAGAAAGUUAAAUCGAAAUCUAUGGAAUCGACGUUUCCUCAUUAUUAUUCUCUUUUCUUCUUAGCGCGUAUUUGUAUCUUAGCUGAAAUUUCUCAAAGAUGCUCUUUCUCGUGUAUAAUUAAUAGAAACGAUUCGUGAUCGGUGAAAAGGGCGGAUGGGGGAGGGAGGUCCAAGGGAAAAAACCGUGCAUAUCCUAUGAAAAGAAAAUGAAAAAAUAAAAAUCCGAAAACGAAAGUAUAGCCUUAGGGAGAUACAUACAUACAUACAUACAUACAUACAUACAUACAUACAUACAUACAUACAUACAUACAUACAUACAUACAUACAUACAUACAUACAUACAUACAUACAUACAUACAUACAUACAUACAUACAUACAUACAUACAUACAUACGUACGUACAUACAUAAGUAUAUGCAUACAUUGGAUACAUCCGUACAUACAUACAUACAUAAAUUACAUACGUACGUAUGUAUAUAUAGAAAUACACACAAUUAUAUACAAGCUUGUUGGAUGAAAGAAACUAUAUCGAAAGUUCGUAAAUGAUGACAGAGAGAGAGAGAGAGUAACGAGAUAAAACGAUCAAAUAAUAAUAAUAAUAAUAAUAAUAAUAAUAAUAAUAAUAAUAAUAAUAAUAAUAAUAAUAAUAAUAAUAAUAAUAAUAAUAAUAAUAAUAAUAAUAAUAAUAAUAAUAAUAAUAAUAAUAAUAAUAAUAAUAAUAUUAAUAAUAAUAAUAAAUAAUAAUCAUUGGUGUAUGUAUUACAAUUGCGUAACAUUAAUAAUGAUCGACAAGAAAAAGAAAAAAAAAGAAAAAACAAAAACAAAGAAAGAAAACAAGAACUAUAUUGUAUCUAUAUACAUAUUAUACAUUAUAUGGUGCUAGUUGUGACAUAAACAAAAAAAGCAGUGCUUUAACAGAAGUUUCCUUCCGCGAUUGUCGUCAUACAUUGUAACUGUGAUAUCUAUAAUGCCAAUUUGUAUAUAGCUAUGCAGUUCUUACGACAAAAGCUCGACGAAAGUAGCUGGCAUAUUAUAGUCAAUUUUCUUUUCUUCGUUUUUUUAUUUUGUUGUUGUUAUUGUUUGUUGUUGUUGUUAUCGUUGUUUUUUUUCUCUUUUUUUCGUUCGACGAAUUAUUUUCAUUAAACUCCGUAUGUAUCUUAAUUUUAUUCGUGUGUGUGCAUCAUGACGUGGGCAAGAGAAAAAAUCUGACGUUUGGUACAAAAAAACGUUUAUGUACAAUAUAUUGUCGUACGUGAAUGGUCAAUUGCGUACUAUUAUAUGAAUUAUACUAUUCGUUUAUAGAAUUAAUAUUGUAAAGAUCUUGUGCACUUCUAGUUCGAAUAGUGUUCUUUUUUUUUUAUACAUACACGCAUGUAUACACACAAAUACUUACAUACACACUCUCGUUAUUUCGUCUAUCGUAUAAUAUGCGCAAAAGAGUAUUAUUGUGCACUUAAGGUCAUUUUCAAUCCCACGCUAACGAAGGCUCUCUCUCUCUUUCUCUCUCUCUCUCUCUCUCUCUUGAAGAAAAAGAAGAAGAAGAAAUAGAAAAAGAAAAAGAAAGAGAGCCGAAUUAACGGGGACGUAAUAACGAUGUUUCCAUAGAAAUGAUGCGUACUUUUCGCGAUAAUAGGAUAUUAAAUUCUUCCCCUCUCCCUCCUCCCGAUUUAUAGCCAAAAAUCAAUGUUUAUUAUCAGCUAUAUCUGUAGAAUUUUGUAAAUAGAACUUCCGAAUAUGUGACUAUAAAAAAUCACGAACGAAUGUUUUAUCGAACGAAGCCGACUCUGUGCAACGAAAAAUCUUAUACUCUGUUCGCACAUUUCAUGGGAUCGUUUGUUAUUUUUGACAAGGAAUCUAUGAUUGAAAAGAAUCAAAAUCUAUCAAUGAUGUAAUUAAUGCGAACGUAAUUGCUUAUAUUAUUAUUAUUAUUAUCGAUAUCUAAUGCCUUUUUAAGAUCGAUUUGUUCACAUUAAUAAUAUGUGAAAAUGCUCAUUAUAUUCGUUAUUCGCGCCUUCGAUCGAUCGGAUAAACGAACAAAGUAUGUCAAAGUGUGAGCCUAUCUUUUAGAUAUUUCCUAGUAUAACGAUGUUAACUAUUUAGAUGAACGAAAUUAACACGCAUAUUGUUUCUCUGACACUGAUAAUUAAUUUAAGUAAGUUCUCGAUUUUCAUGUGCGUGUUGUACUUAUUUGUGAUGCUCUUAUGACUGGAAGAUAAUGUGUUUUAAGCUGUGGUAGUAAAAAAAACAAAAAAAAAAACAAAAAAAAAAGAAGAAAAAUUAUAUGUAAAAAUUUAGCGUAUAAGCGAUAGAAAAUUUUUAUUAUGAACAUUCGUUCUAAGGCUGAAAAAAGCUAUCUGCAUGAUACAUAGAUUAUAUUCUAUCGUAUUUUUCAUGAAGUGAAUAUUUUGAGUAUAUUAUCGAAUGGUGUCAUUCGAAUGGAUGUUUUUUUUUUAUUAAUCAUAUAAGUAUUUAUAAAUUUCUUAUAUCUUUAUAUACCAUUGAAAGCUUAUUCAUUGUUUACAAGAAUUCUAAAUAAUCUACAUACAUGGCUCAUCUUUUUAUAAUAUUCAUAUUUGACAUUACAUGUAUUUACAUAUAUACAUAUAUGUAUUUUGUACUUUUUAUUACUUUUUUUGGAUUAUAUUACUUAACACGUUCGUUUUCAUUCAUCACAUUCUCAUUAACGGACCAGAGUUCACAUUUCACAAUAAAAAAAUAAUAUUUACGAUGCAAAUUCAAUAAAUAUAACAGUUUACAACUGAAAUCUAAUAUAUUUGAGAUGUUUAGAACGUUUAGCUGGCUUCUUGAAUAUAUUUAUUAUGUUUGUACGUAAAUUAUUUCAAAAUAUAUCUAUAUUAAGUCGAAUAAAAUGAUCAAUAGAAAGUAUAAUAACAUGAUUUGUACGAAUUUUUCAACGGAAUAACAAACGAACGUGUUAAAGUGAAAAUCAAUUGAUAACAUAAAUGAGUAGAAAAUAAACUAUCUCGUGGAUAUGGGAUGAAUGUUUUUUCUGGAUAGCUUCGGCCUUAGACGAUAAACGAAUUUACUGCUUUUUGUGGGAGAUACUGUAUGUAAAAGCCGAACUAAUUAAACGUAUUCAGAAAUGUUUUAACAUGUUUAACAAAGAAAAUGUAUAAAUAAUUGUAGACCUUCGUAAAACACGAAAUCGUCGUCGAAUCGUCCUAAACCGAGUAAACGUAUGAGCGUACGUACAAAAAAAAAAAAAAGAAAAAAAAAAAAAGAAAAGAUAGAGUCUGUCGCUAGAUCAUUUAAUGAUGAAAAUUUGCUAUAUUUCACGUUAAUCGGAAAUUUUCUUUUCCUUUUCCGAAGAAUACGGCAGCUUAUAUUUAUAAAGAAAAUGUGCGCAGGUAUACUUACCUUAUCACCUCGUUUGAUACGCUGCAUCGUUAAGAAUAGAUGGUACAUAUCUGUAUAGGUAUGUGUUUGACAAUCCUAUUUAAAAGAAAAAAAAAGUGCAUGUGAUAUUGUAAAUUAUUGGAUAGCUAGAUACGUACAUACAUAUGUACUUAUUACGCGCUGAUGAAUAUAAACACAGAUGAAUAAAAUAUUUAAAAGCGCUCGUUCUCUAAUAUUCGCAAGAGAACAUAGUCUUUCAUCAUUCGAAAUAAAAAAAGGAAAAAAACAGAAAAAAGAGAGAAACAAAAAAGAAAGGGAUAGAUAGAAAGAGAGAGAGAGAGAGAGAGAGAGAGAGAGAGAGAGAGAGAGAGAGAGAGAGAGAGAGAGAGAAGGAAAAAAAUACACGAAAUUCUUACUAAUCUUACAUAUGAAAUUUACGAAAGUUUUAUGCCAACCGCAAGUGUAUCGUUCUCGGAAGAAUAGAAGUUUAAUAAGGAAAAAAAAAAAAACUGCAAUAAUAAAAGGAAUGCCGCGUAAUAUACUAACGCUCAAAGUACAGGUCAUUCCAGAUUCUAUAUAUAGGCUGAAUUAAUUACUCGUAUUAACUAUUAAAAUAUUGUAAAAAAAAAAACGGAUGCGUUUAAAAAGAAAAAAAAACAAAAAUAAGAAAAAGAAAGUCAUCGAUUAGAUAACGAAUAAGUAUUUUCAUUCAAAGAUUAAGUUUGAUUUUACGAAGUCAACAUUUUCUCGCGAUUUUUGAGCUGAGAAUAGAGAUAUCGUAGUAACGAUGAAACAUUAAUUUGUAGAAACGCGAUUAGUUAAAAUGAGAAAUAAAUUCGUUUUAUAUACGUAACAUCGAAUGAUAACAGCUAUUUAUAUCCUUCGUCAAGAUUCGAAUUAUGCAAAGGAGAAAGAGAAAGGGAAAAGAGGAAGAUAAAAGAAAUAUGAAAAAAAAUAGAAAGAAGAUCCUAACGUGCAGUAUCUCUCUUAAUUAAACUUAUUGCUAGGGGGAAAAGAAAAAAACAAAAAAAAAAACAAAAAACAUGAAAAAAAAGAACAAAAAAUAAAAGAAAUAUUAAUUGACGAUAUAUAAAAGUAGGAAGGCUAGGCAGGACCGAAUUAAAAAUGGCAACAAUAUAUACGAUAGACCAUCGAUUAUCCGAAUCCAAAUGUUAAUUCUAGAUUCUAAAUCUUGAGCUGUGUGGAUGAAAAAACAAUGUCGUGUUGGAAUAUGAACGAAUUAAAAUAUGUAAAUUGCACGAAAAUAAUUUUUCUUUUUAUAUAUUCAAAUCGUAUUAAAAGAUUAAAGUAUCGCCGAACGACACGGGUGAUCGAGAAUCUAUUGUACCUAUAUAAUUCAGUGAUAAAAUAACACACAUUCACAAAAGACACAUAUACAACGUAUACGUUGAAAGUGAUUGUCGUAUGUGAUGUGAUGAUUAUAUAUUCACUGAAUAUAAUAAAUAAUAUUUGGAUUCUUAUUGUUAGACUUGUGUACUCUAUGUUCCUUAUACUUGAAACUUAAUGCAAAAUGGAUUUUUUUCUCCGGCAAGGUGCGCUUGAAAAUUCGUACCAGGUACAAGUCUUGAAUAUGUAUAUUAUAUAAAAAUUGUACAUUUUCUUGCGCCAUACUUGCACUUAGGAAUAAGAAAUCGUGGUUCUAACACAUGUCUUUCGUAAAUGUACUUUAAUGGAUUGUAUGCGUCGUAAAAGAAAAAAGAAAGAAAACAAAAAAAAAACACAAAAACAAAAACAAAAAGAAAAAAAAAAACGAGAAGAUAGGGUCUAUAGAAAAAAGCGAACUAUAUCUGCGAGUCCCACAUUUUGUUACAAGUUACACCCUAAAUAGAUAUUUUAGAAUACUGGACCGUGUGCAUCCAAUGAAUUAACCGGCUUAUGCAAAGUGCAUUUUUGUUGCGAUCAUUUUUGUUUUCCUCUAUAAUUAUAUAAAUCGACUAGGAUUCAUUUAAUUUUGAUUAUUGCCCUAGCAUUGUUAUACACGUGAUAAUACAGUCUGAUUGAUAUCAAUUAUAAUAUAUAACUAACUUUCAUACCAGCUGUUUAAUAAAGAUGAUGUUAUUCAAGUCUCUAUAGUCGUUCAAGAAAAAAAUAACAUUUUUUCGAGACAUGUAACUUUUGAGCAUUGUACUUUUUAGGAAUGAUAGAUAAUAACAGAGAUGAUCGCAAAAUCUUCUUCACUAGUCUCGUAUUCGAAAUUUGAUGAGAGGCUCCUUUCGUAGAAUGCUUCUCUCAAUGUUGCAAUUAUGCAACAUUGCAAGAGAGAUAUGAAAGAAACUGACCAAUAUUUGAUGCGCAAGCUUCCUACUGUGCAUAUACAUAUUAAAUACAUGUUGCCAGGUUAAGAAUUUCGCUCUAGUGUUGAUAAAUAUAUGUUAUAUUCGGAUAUAUUAGUAAUUUCACUAUCAAUGUUUUACAUCGAAUGUGCAAACAAAUUAUGUGUAUGUGUAUAUAUAUAUAUGCAUAUGUAUAUAUAUGUAUAGAUACGUACACAUGGAAAGGAUAUGAUAAUUUCUGCGUAUGUAUAUGAAACGUAUAAUGGAAACUGUACGCAUGUGUAAUGCAAUCAGUUUUACAAGGUGCACGUAAUCACGAAAUGCGUAUGUUUACGAAGACGUAAUAUUAUUGUGUAAACGCUAUUGCAAAUAUAAAUAUUGAGUUUAUGUAAGGUUUUGUAUUGUUAAAUGAUUUUCAAUAGCUGAUGUAACUUAGUAAUAUAUGCUGUCAUUAAAAUUUUCCAAUA
Messenger RNA from Vespula vulgaris, 12780 nucleotides. Its product is annotated as protein PF3D7_1417600-like. The transcript is spliced from 4 exons. Gene Ontology annotation, biological process: mRNA stabilization; meiotic cell cycle; male meiosis I. NCBI's taxonomy places the organism in Eukaryota, Metazoa, Arthropoda, Insecta, Hymenoptera, Vespidae. Gene Ontology annotation, cellular component: nucleus; cytoplasm. Bases 197 to 2599 code for a protein of 800 amino acids. The record is from RefSeq and is a predicted model, not a curated record.